Messenger RNA from Protopolystoma xenopodis, 426 nucleotides. The record is from the annotation of a GenBank genome assembly. Lineage: Eukaryota; Metazoa; Platyhelminthes; Monogenea; Polystomatidea; Polystomatidae.
AUGCCUUCAACUAAAGAUAAUUUAAUCUCACUUCAUGAUGCCGUCAAGGAAGGAAGUCCUAACCUGGUUGCUGAAUGUAUUCGACGAGGUGCAGAUAUAGAGGAGUGGAAUGAAAAUGGUGAUACUCCACUUCAUAUUGCAAGCCUAAUCGGCCAUCCAGAUAUCAUACGAGUGCUUGUAGAUGCUGGAGCAAAUAUCAACGCAAAAAAUGAAAAUCUUGAGGACACACCGAUGCACAAGGCUGCAGCUUCCGGUGAUGCUGACAUAGUAGAGCUACUCUUGUCGAGAAGAGCAAGCCCCAGUAUUGUCAAUUGUUCGGGCGAUACGCCAUUGCACCUUGCCUGUCGAAGUGGGGUCAGCCGGGUGGCCGAAAGCCUUCUUUCAAAUGGUGCAAGAGUUAACCAGCCAGAUUCAGUGAGAUUAUAA